Molecule: messenger RNA, 2559 nt
Organism: Serinus canaria (Common canary)
Lineage: Eukaryota; Metazoa; Chordata; Aves; Passeriformes; Fringillidae
Gene: CLTB
Product: clathrin light chain B
Exons: 5
Coding region: 82-714 (210 amino acids)
Biological process (GO): clathrin-dependent endocytosis; intracellular protein transport; clathrin coat assembly
Cellular component (GO): clathrin coat of coated pit; plasma membrane; clathrin coat of trans-Golgi network vesicle
Molecular function (GO): clathrin heavy chain binding; structural molecule activity
Source: RefSeq, a predicted model, not a curated record
CGACAGCUCCGCCCGGGCACAGUCGGGCCCAGCCCAGCCGAGCCGCGCAGCCGGACCGGGAGCGGCGCGGGCGGGCCGGUCAUGGCCGACGACUUCGGCUUCUUUUCCUCAUCUGAGGGCGCUGGCGCCGAGGAGGACCCGGCCGCCGCCUUUCUGGCCCAGCAGGAGAGCGAGAUCGCGGGCAUCGAGAACGAUGAGGGCUUCGGGCCGACCGACGGCGAGGCGGCCGCCGCCCCGGGCGGGCAGGCGGCCCCGCCGGAACAGGCAGGUUUCCAGAAUGGAGGAGCCACUGUCAAUGGAGAUGUCUUUCAGGAGUCCAACGGCCCCACGGAUGCCUACGCAGCCAUAGCCAAGGCCGACCGGCUGACCCAGGAACCCGAGAGCAUCCGCAAGUGGAGGGAGGAGCAGAAGAAGCGCCUGGAGGAGCUGGAUGCGGCAUCGAAGGUAACUGAGCAGGAAUGGCGUGAGAAGGCCAAGAAGGACCUGGAGGAGUGGAACCUGCGUCAGAAUGAGCAGAUGGAGAAGAACCGAGCAAACAACAGGGCCUCGGAGGAAGCAUUCCUGAAGGAGUCCAAGGAGGAGACCCCAGGCUCUGAGUGGGAGAAGGUGGCCCAGCUGUGUGAUUUCAACCCCAAGAGCAGCAAGCAGAGCAAGGAUGUCUCGCGGAUGCGCUCGGUGCUCAUCUCCCUCAAACAGACACCCCUGUCCCGUUAGCUGUGCCUGGCACAGCUGGGAGCACAGCGGGCAUGGCUGGGCUCACUGAGCCAGGAAGGGCCUCCCACUGCCUGCUCCGUGAUCUGCGCCUCGGCUGUGCUCGAGUCACUGGUUGUAUAACUCUCCCCAUGGUUUUCCUUUGCUUAAAAGGUGCAUUGGUCUCUUUUUACACUUAUUUAUAAAUCACUGUGGCAUUUCCCCGGGAAGCGGCACUGGAUGGCAGAGCUGAGUUAGUGGGGAAGCCCCAGCCCAGGCUCUUCAGGAUAUUAUGUCUGAGGGCCUGGCUAAAUGACCAGGGAAUAUCCCAUCCUGUGUUCCCCACUUCAGCCCUGUGCUGGGAAUAAACCUGCCUGCAGCUGUCCUGGCAGCCCCAUGUCCAGGCUUCAGUCCUAGCCCUGAGGCAGGUAUCCCAAUGGGAUCCUGGGCUGCUGUCUUCCUUUCCCAUGGGAUUUAGAUCAGAUCUGGAGCAGGGUUGGGAGGGUGGAGAAACAGCCCUGGCUUGUCUCCACACUGCUGGGUCCUGCAGGGAGUGUGGCUGCAGCAUGGCAUUGCCAGACUGGCAGGGACUGAGGAAUGUGAGUACAGGUGCCCAGUUUGGGCCUGGACUGCCAGCGGCUGCCCUAAGCCCAUCAGAACUCUGCCCAGCCUGGCCAUGCCCCGAAAAGUUGGUGCAGCUCCAGUGUUCAUGUCCCAUCCAUCCUGCAGUGCUGGCAGCACAGUGGUGUGGGCCACUGGGAGGGACUGUAGGGGAAGCAUGCAGGAUGUUUCCUGUCCUUCCCCCAUGAACACCAGCAGUUGGGAAUGUGGGAUUACAAGCUUUGGGGGACCCUUGGCUUUGCUCUGCUCCUUCCCUUGCUACCAGAAUGGGAGAUGGAGGCUGUGUAGUUGCAGUGACGUAGAAAGGUCCAGCUGCCGUGGGGCAGGUCCAACCCCCAUCUUCCGUUAUAAUCCCAGGGCCCAGAGCAGGGUUGGGCAGAGUUCUGGUGCUGGGGCUUGUACUGGCCCUGAGAACAACCUGCACAUCUGUCUGAAGUUGCUCUGCCCCCUGGAUUUGCCCACCUAAGGCAGUGUGGGGAGAUGCCUCAGUCCUGCUCCCUGCUCAAACUUUUUCUCCUCUGCUUGGCAGGGAUGGCACCAGUCCUGGGAACCUGCACAACUCCUGGGUAGCAGGAGAGGGACAGCCUUGAGCUGGUGCUCUGGGUCUGGUCUGAAGGGCUUGGGAAGGGCUUGCAGCAGCUUGGGGGCACAUAGAGCAGAGCCCAAAAAAACAUUCACUUGAGCCCCUCUGCAGAGCCCUGCUCAGCUGGAAAUCCAGUGUGCAGAGCUCUCCUGCCCUGCAGCUGUCGCUCCAGGGCCAGAAUGUCACCGGUCCUGCUGCUGCAGCUGUGGGGGGUGCCUGGGCACCCAUGGCUUUGGGGCAUGAUCUCACCAGUGGGCUGGAAGAUAAAUGGGUGUGUAGGGAAUCACUUGCUGUUGUGUGUUGGGACUGUGCCCCCUGACCAUAGGCCUGAUCAUUCCUGCCUGGCCCCCUGAGCUUCAGCAUGCGUAGGCAGCUCUGCUGUGCUGCAGGACACCUGGGGACUUGGCUGCCUGCCUCAGCCUUGCGUUGCAGAGCAGCGGGAAGCACCCCUGGCUACUUGUGGGGGAACAAUGUGCCCCCCUGUGCUCUGUCCCUCCAGGCCAUGCAGGCAGCCGGGCCCCUGGGUGCUCCAACUGCCAUGUGCUCCAUGUCAGGCUGGGGCAGCUCUCGGGGAGCCAUGCCCACAGCUGUUCUACAUCCCCUCGGCUUUGGUAUCUGUGACUGUCCAAAUUACCUGUUACAAUAAACCAACAUCUCCAAUCCUA